CUGGAGGGCGGGCGGAGCGGAGCAGGGCACCGUUCCGCCGGCUGUUGGCUGGACGUCCCCAGGAGCGGAGGCGCGGGGGGAGCCCUCACCCUGUGCCUGCGCUCCCGAGCGGUCCCGGCUAGUCGAGCCCCGCCGGAGCGCAGAGUCCAGAUGUUGCUAUGAGGAAAGGAGUCAGCAAUGACUGAUGUGGAGCCUGUGGUUACAGAUUUUGCAGCAUCAGGACGGGCAGGCCGCCGCAAUGCCUUACCAGAUAUCCUGGGUUCUCCUGCUGGUGCUGGGACUUCAGACCUGCCACACAAACUGGCUGAGCUCUCCCUUUCAGAAGAUGAAGGAGCAGAGGGUGGAGAAGUGCCAUCAUCCAAAGCCUUACUGGAAAGUAAAGAGACAGAAGGGAAAAGCAAUGACUCCUAACACCUAAGGACUGCUGGAUUAAUGAAACUCAUCGACAGACUUUCCGGUUUCCUUGUGUCACCCCUUCUGAAGCGUGGUAGCAACUUUAGCAGCACAGACAAGAUUUUGCAGCACACCUGUACCUAGAUGACGUGGAACUACUGUUUUUUCUACUGCCCUACUCCAAAACCAAUGCUCUACACAUCCAAAUGGGAAGAGAAGUGAAGAAGGCAUCUCUCGGCGCGGGUUUUCUCAUGGUUCUAAGUAUUCACCCUCACUAAUCUCUUUUCUUUGGUGACAGCCUCAAUUAAUAUACCCAGCAGAUGUACCACCAGCUAAUGAUAGCUUCACAAUAAAAACCCUGUUUCUUAAUUUCCCAAAACAGCUUCUGUCUCGCUGACACAGAGGUGUAGUCACUCUCCCCACCUUAAAGUGACAUUAAGUAAACAUUAGAUUCCAGACAUUAGCUGCAAUUUACCUCCUGGGAUUAGUAUUCUCAUUAGGCAUAUGUAGAUGUGUGAGAGAGAGAAGGUAAAAAACCCAAACCCACCGUAUUUUUUUUCCUCUCUUCCUGUUUCCAAAAUGUUUUGUAAACUACCAAACCACCAGUGUUUGUUUUCAGACUCUGUUUCAAACACUUGUUUGCUUCUCCCUUCUCCCAUUUCUUAGCAGUCUUGCUACUUCUGUCAUUUUCGGGCUGAACAUUGUAGCUGUUCUUGUGUGUAUCUAAAAAGAAAGUAGCCCUGUUUGUAAGUGAUUGAAAGUGUUUAAUCUCACUGUGGAAAUUAAACAUCUAUCCUCUUUUCUGC
Molecule: messenger RNA, 1199 nt
Organism: Dryobates pubescens (Downy woodpecker)
Lineage: Eukaryota; Metazoa; Chordata; Aves; Piciformes; Picidae
Gene: PKIB
Product: cAMP-dependent protein kinase inhibitor beta
Exons: 3
Coding region: 178-411 (77 amino acids)
Biological process (GO): negative regulation of cAMP-dependent protein kinase activity
Cellular component (GO): nucleus; cytoplasm
Molecular function (GO): cAMP-dependent protein kinase inhibitor activity
Source: RefSeq, a predicted model, not a curated record